Molecule: messenger RNA, 870 nt
Organism: Spinacia oleracea (spinach)
Lineage: Eukaryota; Viridiplantae; Streptophyta; Magnoliopsida; Caryophyllales; Amaranthaceae
Exons: 3
Coding region: 235-870 (211 amino acids)
Source: RefSeq, a predicted model, not a curated record
CGUCAUCCUAAGGCCGUUGUUUUUCCUAUAGCUAAAGACAAAGGGAAGGAUGCAGCUGCUGUAGAGGACGAGAACGUACCCGCUACUCCUCACUAUUCGUCAAAGGAUAGGGUGGCUAUAUGCCGUAAGGUAUUUAAGGCCGUCCCCGCAGAGUAUGUUGCUUCUCUUCCUGGCCGCAAGACUGACGCCCAGUUUGGUGCAAUCCAGGCCACCCUACUCGACUUGUUCUGCCGCAUGGAAUUCUGCAAGAGUUGGAAGACGCGCACUGCUGAGGAGCUCAAAGCUCAGGUGGCUGAGUCCACCCACCAUGGCGACUAUGCGUUCAAAUCCAUUGAAGAGGUCCGCCUGCAGAUGCAGACGACCAUAGACCUUCAAGCAAAGGAGGUAGCUUCAUUGAGGUCUUACAAGGCCGAGCUGCUUAAGAAGAUCUUGGCGCAGGACAAAGACAUGGUGACAAUGGUCGAGGAGGCCAAGACAGCGGCGGCGGAAAUACGGACGCUUCAGGACCAGUUGCGGGAGUACCCUCAGGUCAAAGAGGCGGCUGAGGAAGCCGAGCAUCUUCGGGGGGAGCUGGAGACGGCCAGGUCGCAAGUUCGCACCUUGCGUGAGCGUCUUCUGGAAUCCUAUGAUCAGGGGGAGCAAGCGGCCAAGGACGCUGUGAAGCACGCCUGGGAGAGCCACAUGCCAGAGAUCAAAAUCAGUGAUCCUGUCAAUAGCCUUGUUGUAAACAUAAGGGUUGUAAGCAUUAGAAGUUAUCCAGAAGAGCUUGUGGAACAAUUCUCCACUCCAACCUCCAUUCUUGCAGUUCAUCUACAGAUGUUGACUGCAACACCUUCUAGGGGCCCUUGGAAGGUUCUCAUGUACAGCUAA